Molecule: messenger RNA, 4539 nt
Organism: Anopheles coustani
Lineage: Eukaryota; Metazoa; Arthropoda; Insecta; Diptera; Culicidae
Gene: mei-P26
Product: B-box type zinc finger protein ncl-1
Exons: 7
Coding region: 688-3981 (1097 amino acids)
Biological process (GO): positive regulation of DNA-templated transcription
Cellular component (GO): chromatin; nucleoplasm
Molecular function (GO): protein binding; zinc ion binding; ubiquitin-protein transferase activity
Source: RefSeq, a predicted model, not a curated record
GCAGACGGCGUGUAGAACGGUACUGAUUUUACUGUCGGGAUUUUUUCACCAACUUCAGGAUGAAGAUAUUGGGCUGCACUGCAUGAAUUCACAGCAAAACCGCAGGCCUAAUCAGCAUCCAUUGAACUGAGAGCGCAAUAUAUCAUCCAUCAAGUAACCAUCGGAGCGCACUGGUUGUUUUUGCAACCGAAGGAAUCGUCAUUCGAGACGAGAGUGAACAAACCGUCAGCCACGUAACAAACAAAGUAGGUCCUUGGAAAGCAACAAUUAAACCAACCCGCCGGACUGUCUUUCGACCGCACCAAAGAACCACAGCAGCGUCACAGUAUCUGCCGGCAGCAAACGGCCAGCGUUGACUUAGCAGCAUCUAGCAAGGCAGCAAGGUCAUCGACAAACAGCAUAUAUCUUACAACGUAACUGCAACGCUAAGCUUGCUGCAAGCGCACAUCGUAUAAGUUAGUUGACGAAAGAAGUCCAGUUUUUAUUUCUACAGUUUAACAUACUACCGGAGGGAGCGUAAACGGCAGCGCCGGAUCGCUAGUGUCCCCGACGAUUUCCACCUCCGUAGCAGCAUCGGCGGUAGUGCCCUCAUCGGCGUCACCCAUCGCGACCGAACUUGGAAUCUCCACGGUGGCGGUUUCCGUCGCUGGUCCUCCCUCGUCGGUGGUGCCUACCGCAAUUCAAUCGAUGGUGGUGGCGGCGGCUGCUUCAACAACUGCUGCUUCUGCGUCUCCGGAGCUAGGAGACAGGACGAUAGGAGCCGAGGAAGUAUCACCUUCGCCGUCAUCGACUUCGCCGGCGUCCUGCUCCUCCUCGUCCUCCUCGUCCUCGUCGUCGUUGGUGGCGUCGUCCGGUUCUGCCUCUGCGGUCUCCUCAGCAGCUUUGGCAAUCUGUCCCUCGUCUACUGCGGUACAACAAGUGGCUUCGGCACCGUGCGUAUCGCUGUCUCCACGGCCGGAUCUGCAGUUGGGCUCGAACGGAAGUACCCUCUCGGCUAACAACGGUGGUGGCAGUUCAAGCAGCAGCAGUUGCAGCAGUAGCAGCAGUUCCAGCAGCAGUGGAGGCAUCAAUAUGUUUCCCGAUUCGUUUAACCUCUACGAUAUGCUGGAACCGGAUGUGGUCGGCAACGGGCGUAAGAGUGAGACCGGCAGCUCGAGCGGUGGCUUCCAGCUGGAAAAUGGCUCGCUGUCGGAUCUGAUGGACCAGGAUUGCACCCUCUGCCAAAACAAAUUUACGUCGCCUCGUGUACUAUCCUGUUUGCAUGUUUUCUGCGAGUGCUGUCUCGACAAGCUGAUUGCGGAAGGUGGCGCCACAUGUGACAAGAAGCUGCAGCUGGAGGGUGCCACCGGUGCGAUCAACUGUCCUAUUUGCAAGCAACUGACGCCGGUGGGUCCGAAGGGUGCAGCUGGCCUGCACCAGGAUUACAUGCUGAGUAACGUGCUGGACCUGUCAUCGAUUGAGCCGGCGCUGCUUGCGUGCACCUCGUGCAAGAGCAAGGAGAUGGCCGUGUCACGCUGCAACGAUUGUGCCAACUUUCUGUGCGACAGCUGCGAGUACGCGCACCAGCACAUGCGCUGCUUCGAGGACCACAAGGUGGUUCAGCUGGACGAUUUGCGCAAAUCGGCGGAAAAGGUCGCCAUCCAUAAGCCGCUGUACUGUUCGGUGCACGUUACCGAAAAUCUGAAGUACUUCUGCUUCAACUGCGAGACACCGGUGUGCAAUGAGUGCUUGAUUGGCGAUCACAAGGGAAGCGAGCACAAUUAUCAGAUCAUUAGCGAGGCAGAGAAACCGAUGCGCCUCGAGCUGGAGUGCUCGAUGAAGGAGGCCCGCUCGAAGAUCGAGUACUGCAACCAGGCGUCGAACAAGCUUGAAUCGUCGCUGCACGACCUGCAGAGCCAGUUUGAAACAGCGCGGGGUCUGAUCAACGAGUCGUUCCAGAGUUUUAAGGCGGUGCUCGAGCAGUGCUGCGAAAACGCCUUGAAGAACCUGGAGAAGCUGCAUUCCGAGCGCGAGCUGAAGAUCAUGGAUCUGUACGACAACGUGGAGAAGUCGGUGGAAAAGAUCGAGGUGGCCACGAAGUACGCGCGCAAGGUUCUCGAUCAGGCUAACGGGCCGGAGCUGCUGAGCCUGAAAAGCAUGAUUUGCGCACAGCUCGGUCAGCUGAUGGGUACGGCACCGAAGGUGGACGUCCGUUUUUCGCUCGAGUUCCAGAGCAACUACGAAAAGUUCGAGCAGGUCGUGCCGGAUUUGUUCGGAAAGUUCCGCACCGAGUCGUCGCUUCCGAGUGCGAACGAAACCACGCCCCCGCCGACCCUGCCCGGAAGGCCGCUGAUGGUCCCGGAUGUGCAUCAUCCGCACCAUCAUCAUCAGAAUCCACAUCACCACCACGGUCACCAGCCUGUAAACGGAGGAUGCGGGCUUUCUCAGGGCCCAUUAACCGCGUCGGUUACGGCAAGCAGUCCCAUAUCGCUGCCAACCUCGCUGCAGUCCUCCUUCGAUGGAGACAUUUCGUCUCUCGGCACAGCCGGCUACAUGUUGCCGAACGUGCUCUCCUCGGAAUCACCGGCUACGGGUGCCCCAAUGUCUGGUCCGAGUCCGCUUCGAGCUGGUACCCCGUCACCGAGCGUAGUGAACGUAGGUGGUGGCUCCACCACCUUACCCGGAUUGUCCAGCAUUGCCGAGUAUAAUCUGCAUCGGUUGGCGAACCUGGCUGGUGGUGAUCCGUCCGGCACCGAUCUCACUGACUCGCUCGUGCCCGUUGUCAACAACAGUGUCAACAAUGGGAAUAACGGCAAUAACGGCAACAACAAUCCCUCUCCCAACACGGCAACGCCAAACUUUACGCUGGCUGAUCUGAUUUCCGGCAACCAGCAUGCCAUCCAAGCGCUGGCCAAAUACUCGAUGGGCAGCCAAGACAUGGGCAACGGUGCGAUGGGCCUAACGCCUCAUCCCGGCCUGGAUAGUGUGCCGAUGAUGAACGAUUUCAGUGGUGUCGUGCUGCCGGGGGCGACUUCGCCCAUCCUACCCGUGCCUCCGAACAUGCCAAUGGACGGUCCAAUGAACGGUGGUGGUGGGGGCAGUAGUGGCAGCGGCAGCGAGAUGGCGAUGAGUCGCUUCCAGCCUUCGAUGUGCGUGAAUGGUCGCACGAAAGCUACACCGAUGCAGAUCCGGUGUAAGUUUGGCUCGCUUGGCCAAACAAAGGGGCAAUUUAACUCGCCUCACGGGUUCUGUUUGGGCGUGGAGGAAGAAAUAGUGGUCGCAGAUACGAACAACCAUCGCAUCGAAAUCUUCGAGAAGAAUGGCACGUUUAAGUUCUCUUUCGGUGUGCCGGGUAAGGAGGAGGGUCAGCUAUUCUACCCACGGAAGGUAGCCGUCAUGCGGGCCAGUGCCAAGUUUGUCGUUUGUGAUCGAGGCAACGAACGCUCCCGCAUGCAGAUCUUUUCGAAGAAUGGUCAUUUCAUUAAGAAAAUCGCUAUUAGAUACAUCGACAUCGUUGCUGGAUUGGCCGUCACCAACAAGGGAUUGAUUGUCGCGGUGGACAGUGUUUCCCCGACCGUAUUCAUAAUUUCGGAGGACGGUAACCUUAUUCAUUGGUUUGAUUGUAGUGAUUUCAUGCGCGAACCUUCGGACAUUGCAAUCAAUGGAACCGAUUUCUUCGUUUGCGACUUCAAGGGCCAUUGUGUGGCCGUUUUUUCUGAGGAGGGCACGUUUAAGUAUCGUAUCGGUAGUGAAAAAAUCACCUGCUUCCCGAACGGUAUUGAUAUCUCCGAUGCUGGUGAUGUGUUGAUCGGCGAUUCUCACGGUAAUCGUUUCCAUGUCGCGUGCUAUUCUAAGGAUGGGCAGUUACAGUCGGAAUUCGAAUGUCCCUACGUGAAGGUGUCCCGUUGCUGCGGACUGAAAAUCACGUCCGAGGGCUAUGUGGUUACCUUAGCUAAAAACAAUCAUCAUGUGCUUGUUUUGAAUACACUCUACAUCCAGUGAUCAACAGCAGGUGCAAGAAUACUAAAGCCCAAUUACUAAGAAGGAAAGAAGCAGAGGUGAUGAUGAACGGAAUAUAUUGAAAAAGUACAAGCGAUUAUCAUCGGCAUUUAGCUGCUGGAGUUACGGUAGAUCUGCUGCUUGUCGGCUAAAUCAACCUAUCAAGAACAUCGUGCGUGAGUAUACCCCAAACAAUUGUGGUGUUGCUUACGAAACCGAGCUGCAAGCUGCAACGAACGGAAACUUGAACAACUAGUUUCAUCUGCGACCGCAUCUUUGUUGAAACAUUUUGCUUCACCAAAAAUAACCGAUCGUCGUCCAGUUAUUCUGGUUGACCUGUUUGCUCGCAGAAACCCUGAAAGGCCUGUUUACACCGAAAGGUUCACAUCAGAAAUACCGGAUUCCUACCGUACCGUAUGUUCUGCAGCAUCCAUAACUAUGUCUGCAAAAAGCGAUUGGCUUUGCUGCAAACAAGAUGCAUAUUUUAUCUUUUAUCUUCCCGGAUCGUGGACGGCAACGCCCGAUCAUUUAUGUUUUAAAAAAAUGAUAGAAUGAUAUUAU